ACGCAGUAACAGAUAGUAACCCGUUACAGUCACUUCUCAAGAGGGACGCCCAAUAUUGCAAACGAUCUGUGUGAAUGACACCCGCGCGAGCAGACAUCUGUGUGUGAGCGCAGUGCAAUCCAUCUCUCUGCUAGUAGUAUCUCUGGAUUACUGACGUGUGUGCCCGCGCUCUUAUAUCUGUGCGCUCUCGCUUUACGCGCAGUUUGAUGGCGUCGCCGCGCGCUCCUCUCUGCGUUCUCCGAUCAUCGCUUACCAUCUCACGGUUUAUGGACGGCAAGGACCAGAUAUUAUGAUAGCACAUUGUCGGGGUUGGUUCUAUAACAUUUUCGCCAAAGUGUUCUGUGGAAACCGCUUGAGCUCCGAACCGAGCCGUGAGAGAAAAGAAGUUUGCCGGAUACAGGUGCGAUCUCUCUCUAACUCCAGCUGAUGAUCACAGACACAGAUCUGGACUGCCGGAUUCCAGUAGAUCAUAUCAGAUCUAGCGCAAGAUGAAGUCUGCCGGAGCUGGUGAUGAAGGACUCUUCACAGAGAGCUACUGUAACAUCUGCAACGCUCAGCUGAUCUCUGAGUCCCAGCGCGUGGCACACUAUGAGAGCAAGAAACACGCCAACAAAGUGCGUCUGUUCUACAUGCUCCACCCAGAAGAUGGAGGUCCACCAUCCAAAAGACUGAGACCAGACAAUCCGGACAGUGCAGAGAAUGAGGUGGACAGAAAUAAAUGCUGUACGCUCUGCAACAUGUUCUUCACAUCUGCCAUUGUGGCUCAGUCACACUACCAGGGCAAAACACACGCUAAGAGAGUUCGCUUGGUACUGGGGGAGACACCAAGUCUGCCUACACCCACAGAGUCAGCCCCGCCCACCCCUCAGACCACAGACACGCCCCCUCCCUCGUGGCAGCCGCUGGCCAAUCACGGCGAGGCAGGCAAGUACUGCUGCUUGUGUGGCGCCUGGUUUAACAACCCACUGAUGGCACAGCAACAUUACGAAGGCAAGAAACACAAGAGAAAUGCGGCGCGGGCGCGACUGCUGGAGCAGCUGGCUGGCAGUCUGGAUGCCAAUGAAAGCACAGGCCUGCGCCGGAGUUACUCGUGCAGCGUUUGCAACGUAGUGCUGAACUCCAUCGAGCAGUAUCACGCGCAUCUCCAGGGCUCCAAACACCAAAACAAUUUAAAACAGCACCAGCAAUGAAGAACUGGAAAUACUGAAGCUGAAACAGGA
Messenger RNA from Cyprinus carpio (common carp), 1220 nucleotides. RefSeq names its product zinc finger matrin-type protein 4. Gene Ontology annotation, molecular function: nucleic acid binding; zinc ion binding. The record is from RefSeq and is a predicted model, not a curated record. NCBI's taxonomy places the organism in Eukaryota, Metazoa, Chordata, Actinopteri, Cypriniformes, Cyprinidae.